CGAAAGGGAAUUACACACACGCAUCUGCGUGCCUUUAGAGUGGCAGUGGGCACCGUCUUACGUAUAAAAAUGGGGGAAUUUUCAGUUGGUGCGGAGAGGAAAGAAACCGCGUGAACUGCACAACGCAAGCGACGCAAACUAGUGCAUUGUCUCGAUCGGUUACCAUGGCUGGGAGUAUAAAGAACGUCGUGAUAUUCGGAGCGACUGGAAUGUCUGGGCUCGCGACACUGCCAAAAGCUGCAGAGGCAGGAUACAAUGUGACUGUGCUGGUACGGGACCCUGCGAGGCUCCCCUCCGGGCACAAGGCCUCCAGAGUGGUGACAGGGGACGUCCUGAAUAAGGAGGCUGUGAGGCGGGCCAUGGAGGGGCAGGACGCUGUCAUCAUCAUUUUGGGGACCAGGAAUGACCUCAGUCCGACUACAAUGAUGUCCGAAGGCACCAGGAAUAUCUUGGAUGCCAUGAAAGCACGUGGGAUUCGCAAAGUUAUUGCUUGCAUGUCGGCUUUCCUCCUGUGGGAUCGCUCCAAGGUGCCCCCACCUCUGGUGGCUGUUACUGAAGAUCACGACCGCAUGUACCAAGUGCUGAAGGACUCCGGUCUGGACUAUGUGGCAGUCAUGCCACCUCAUAUCGCAGAUAACCACCCCUUAACAGAGGAAUACACUGUCACAGAAAACAUGCUGAAGGGAAGAGUCAUCUCCAAACACGACCUGGGCCAUUUCUUUGUCAAGUGUCUGUCUACCACUGAAUGGGAAAGGAAAACUGUUGGGCUUUCAGGGGAAUACAGUUAAUCGAGGCAGCAUUGUCGACGGGGUGACUAGUGUAGUCUGUAUUACCUGCAGGGCCGUUUUCACUGCUCCUCUCAUCAUCGCUCUCCUCUGAUCAGAGAUGGAAAUAAGACUCUGAUUGCCAGGUAGUAACACUCAUUCCAGGUAUUAAUAAGAGCUUGAUCAGCCACAGUGUGCAGCAAACAAGCUCAGGUGUGUCUUCUUAAAGUCACAGUAAAACCAGGUGCGGAUCAAACUGCUAUGCAAUGGGAGUCUUGCAUCCAAUUUGAAAAGCAUCUGAAGGUGCGACGCUAAAGAGUGUCCCCAUCCUCCAUAUUUGUCUGGACCUGUCACAGACUUACCUACAAAGAAAGAUUAUUUUGUUACAAAAAAUAAAUAAAUAUGUAAGUGCGUACAAAUAUUCGGAAGCGGAACUGAUAUUACCAAAUAUUUGUUUCUGGAGGGACAAAUAUUCACGGCGAACGAAGAGGGCAGUGAGAAUGGUGCUGCUGAAUACUUGUUAUGACAACUUUAUUUCCUACACUUUUAAAGCCCCACACAACAAAAAACAAGAUGUCGAGUUGGGCUAUCCUGCAGAAGAAAUCAGAUCUUAAAAUCUUACUACACAAAUACGCUGUGUGUGUGCUUAUUAGCAUACUGCAGUCAGAAAGUGUACAGCUGAAUGUUUUGAUAAGGGCUGGGACACUUUUGUAACUUUAAGUGUUAUUUGAAAAUAAAAUCAGGCGUACUGUG
Acipenser ruthenus (sterlet) is the source of this 1517-nucleotide messenger RNA. Its product is annotated as flavin reductase (NADPH)-like. The transcript has 6 exons. The coding region runs from base 165 to 788 and encodes 207 amino acids. NCBI's taxonomy places the organism in Eukaryota, Metazoa, Chordata, Actinopteri, Acipenseriformes, Acipenseridae. The record is from RefSeq and is a predicted model, not a curated record.